Molecule: messenger RNA, 818 nt
Organism: Aspergillus campestris IBT 28561
Lineage: Eukaryota; Fungi; Ascomycota; Eurotiomycetes; Eurotiales; Aspergillaceae
Product: putative isochorismatase family hydrolase
Exons: 1
Coding region: 140-739 (199 amino acids)
Source: RefSeq, a predicted model, not a curated record
CGCCUGGCUAUGGAUCGAUGACAAAUGCCUCUGACAAUAAGCAAUCAUAUAAACCACCAGCCCCUCGAACAGGGGGUUAUUGAAUCUCACACUUCAAAACUUCCCAAGAAUUUUACCUACAAGUCAAGCUCACGUUACCAUGUCGUCCUCCGCCCCGUCAUUCCGCAGCCUCAUCGGUCUCCCUCCCUCGACGGCCUCCGUCCAAGACUCUACGCUCAUCAUCGUCGAUGCCCAGAAUGAAUACGCCUCGGGCCUUUUGCAAGUCAAACAUGUCGACGCCAGCCGCAAGGCCAUCGCUGAGCUCCUCUCCCGCUACCGGCACAACGGAGACGGCAAGAAUAUCGUCCACGUGGUCCACCAAGUGCCCGCAGGCGCGCCGGUGUUCACCCCCGACACGGCACUAGCAGAGGAGUUCGCCGAGCUUACGCCCAACGCGGGAGAAAAGGUCGUGAAGAAGCAGCACCCGAACGCGUUUGGCCAGACCGAUCUGCACGAGUAUCUGGGCGGCUUGGGGGCGCGGGGUAAGAAGAUCGUCCUGGUCGGAUACAUGGCGCAUAUCUGCAUCUCGACUACUGCUCGAGCCGGGAGUGAACUGGGGUAUGAUAUUGUCGUUGCGCAGGAUGGGGUUGGGGAUCGUGAUAUCCCUGGUGUUGAUGCUGACCAGCUGGUCGCGGUGGUGAUGAAGGAGCUGGCUGAUGGGUUUGGUACGGUGGUGUCUGUUGCGGAUAUUUCUGCUUAGGGUUCUAUAUCAUGUACUGUACUGUGAUUGUUUAUACGCCAGAGAUAGGAUAAUACAUCGUGGACAGUGUCUAUCGAAU